AUGGAUAAUUCUAUUUUAGGAAAGAGAUCAUAUCAUGAGAUAACAUCAGUAGUAGAGGUGGAACAAAAAGGAGACAUAGUGCAACAACCUAUUAUUGUAGAAGAUAUAGAUUUCAGUGAUCUCAAUUCAUUGAUAAACUUCAAUAGAAUCUAUAAUCUCUAUUAUCAAUGUUUGGAGAGUAGAAACGAUAGUUUAAGAUCACAAUGUGUAAAGUUCUUUGUUAAAUAUCAUAAGUACAAGUUUAUUCAUUAUUUCGAUGUUCAAGGCUAUAUCAAGUUCAUUGUCGAUGUCUUCUUUGAUCCCGAGUUCAAUGUAUUCAACAACAUGUCAUCAUUUAAUUGUCGAGCGCAUAACCCAACUAUACAACAUAUUUACAAUAGAAUAAUCAAUGAUAAAAGAAAAAGAAUAGAAAUCUAUCAAAAAUGUUGUUAUUUCACCAAAAUUAAUAGAUUAGAAUAUGAUCUUAAUGAUUUCUAUAACAAGUUAUUAUCAAAGAACAUUGACAAUGAGAAUACAGUAAAACAUCAAAUCAAUCUAAAUGAUCGUGAAAUACAAUUGGAGAACAAUUCAAAUACAGGUAGUGAUUCAAUUGUAAUCAACAAGGAAUCUAAAUGUAUCCUACAAGAUAUAUUACUGGAUAAAAUCAUCUCAUUUUCAGUGGUAAACCUACCAACAUUCAAUAUAAAAUACAAAGAUGUGGAGAUCGUAUUGAAUAUUGCAUUGGUUUCCAAAAAGAUCUUCAAACUAGUAUCAAAGUAUAUUCCAAAUGGUUAUUAUUUACGUGGUCCAAUCAAUCUCCAAAGAGAAAACUGCAUUGUCCAAUCACCACCAUUGUUCUUUGAUUAUGAAUCUAUCAAAUACAUCAAAUAUGGUGAGAGUACCGAUCGGACCAAUCAAUUAUUCUCUAGAGUCGACGAAUUUCAUAUCUCAUCUGAUGAAUAUGAUAUUUAUAUCAACGAUGGUGUUGAACGAUUUUAUAUCAAUGAUGAAACAUUUACCGAUAACGAAGAUUUGUGUUAUCGUAAAUCUAUUGAAUCAGAUCGUUAUCUUCCACACCUUCCAGCAAUGCCGAAUCUAAAGAGAAUCACUCUCAUUAAAUACUAUGGAUAUGAAUCGAACUACAGUUCAUUUCUAACAUCGAUAUGUAAGAGUACACCCAGUGGCGAUGGUCGUGGUAUUGAACAGUUCAAAAUCGAUAUCAACAAAGAUUGGAACUCAGCUCCAGACUUUAGUAACUUGGAUUUCUUGGAACCACUCAUUCGAUUACAUUCAAACACAUUGAAAUCAAUAGAAAUCAAAUAUGAAUAUUGUCGUGAUCUUGAUAUGGUCAUAUUGUUAGAGCACUUAAAAGAUUUGAUUCCAACAAUGGAACAACACAGUUAUUCAUUCAUCUUGCAUGCCAACUAUAGAAAGUUAAAACGAGUAUGUCAAGAAGAUGAUAAAGAUCGAAAAGUAUAUCAAUAUUUACUCAAUCAAAAAAUCAAAAAUAAUGUCAAAGAUUACAGCGAUUAUUCUGAUUUUACCAACGAUGAUGAAGAUGAAGCUGAUAAUAUUAAUCAAUAA
Messenger RNA from Heterostelium album PN500, 1563 nucleotides. RefSeq lists its product as uncharacterized. NCBI's taxonomy places the organism in Eukaryota, Evosea, Eumycetozoa, Acytosteliales, Acytosteliaceae. Bases 1 to 1563 code for a protein of 520 amino acids. The transcript is spliced from 2 exons. The record is from RefSeq and is a predicted model, not a curated record.